Molecule: messenger RNA, 1836 nt
Organism: Coprinopsis cinerea okayama7#130
Lineage: Eukaryota; Fungi; Basidiomycota; Agaricomycetes; Agaricales; Psathyrellaceae
Product: RNA polymerase-associated protein LEO1
Exons: 6
Coding region: 1-1836 (611 amino acids)
Biological process (GO): positive regulation of transcription elongation by RNA polymerase II; transcription elongation by RNA polymerase II
Cellular component (GO): nucleus; Cdc73/Paf1 complex
Molecular function (GO): RNA polymerase II C-terminal domain phosphoserine binding
Source: RefSeq, a predicted model, not a curated record
AUGACGCCGCUUCGGAUCGGUGGUGAACACAGGAUUUAUUCGAUAAGGAUUUGGUUGACCGAGAUCGACACCUUUUGGUGGAACAGUCCGGCGGUAUGGGCGACACCAGUGUAUUGGUCAAAAGCGAAGCACGUCCAGACCUCGCCUCAGGGCUGGGCGGAUAACCCAUUGGAAGACACGAGCCGCGCCAUCGAGCAACAGCACGACCUCCGGCGGCGUCGCGUACGGGUCCCCAAGUUCAACGGCCUUGGACCUGGUGCUUGGGGUCAAAUCCUUCUGGCUUCUACAGAGCAUCUUUGCGACAGGUCAACAGAGAAUUCUUUCCAUGAGAGACUGUCGAGACCGAACGCACGGCCCAGCAGCGGGCACAUAGCUCUUCUCAGCGUCACCGCUUUAACAAUGUCAAGUCUAGCAGGCGCUUUGGGGGAAAAUCUUCAGUCGGGAUCACAUAGCGGCUACAAGAAUGAAGACUUACCGAUGAAUCACGCAUCGGACGGCGGCGAGGAUGAGGAAAUGGAAGACGACCUUUUUGGCAACGACGAAGAUGUCGAACAUUACGCCGCUGGAAGAACCUCUCCGUCUUCUCCUUCUGCUUCAGCUGUCGACUCCGAGCGCUUACCGUCCCAGGAACGGGAUCAGCGACAUGCUUUGGAAUACGAAGAAGAAGAAGAACCACAGGAAAUGGCUGGCCAGGACCUGAAAGAGGCUGAAGUCACAUUCCCCAACAUACCUGUUCCCCGCAGCUCAGACGGUGAUAAAUGGGUCAUUCGCACACCAAAUUUCGUUCAAGUUGACUCAAAACCAUUCCAUCCGGACACAUAUAUCGGGCCUGAGCAUGAUGAAGACGACGCUGGCACAGAAACCCUAAAACAACGUAGCAUGUCCAUCAAACUCAGAGUCGAAAGCACAAUCCGUUGGAGGUGGACCAAAGACGAGAAUGGGCGAGAUGUGCAGCAAUCCAAUAGCCGCAUAAUCCGCUGGUCCGAUGGCUCUUUGAGCUUACGAUUAGGCAAGGAGUUGUUCGACAUUAGCAAGUCAAUAGACACUUCGGCUGGUCUACCUCGUCAGCUCGGCGGCUCUCAACCCUCAACGCAAUCACAGACACCGCUCGGCAAAAACCAAGGCCUUACAUACCUCGUGGCCCAACAUAAGCGUUCUCAAGUCCUCCAAGCGGAAGCCGUCAUAACAGGAAACAUGACACUUCGACCGACUAGUAUGCAGUCCGAAACCCAUCGCAUGUUGGUCCGCGCUGUUGGUCAGAAGCACAACAAGGUUGCCCGGCUCAAGAUGGCUGAUGAUCCCACUAUGGACCCUGAGCGUGAAAAGAUGGAACUCGUUAAACAGAGCAACAAGAAAUCGAAGAAACGCGAGUACGACGAUGGUCUCGGAGGUGGAAGGAGGCGCAAGUACUCUAGGCGCACAGCUGACCGUGAUGUCUGGAGCGACGAUGAAGAUGAUUUUGCCCAUGUCUUUGGUUCAGAUGACGACAACGAAGAUGGUUCGUCCCCGCGGAAGGCCAAACGCAAGGCCGACGACGAGAGGGGUGGAUACCAGGAAGACGAUUUCCUGGUUGCCGACGACUCAGAAGAGGAAGAUUCUGGGUAUAGCAAGAAGAAGCGACGCUUCGGGAAUGACUACGAGGAAGAUCCCUUGGACAAACUCGAUGCCAAAAUUGAAGCGCAAGAGCGAGGGCGUGGAGACGCCGACUCUGAAGACGAUAAAGCUAUGGACGUUGAGAGCGAAGAGGACGACGACGAAGACGUUCCAGUUAGGCGUCACACCUCGAGCGGUAGGCGCAAAGCCAUCAACUUUGACGACGACGAAGAGGAAGAGUAA